UAAUCAAGUCUUUGGAAAAAAAAUAUAGGUGUUAGUGUAAUAAGAAAAAAAUAUACAGCUAGUUUGUAAUAUCCUAUGGCUCACAUUUCAAUGGCACUAGAUGUGAUGCUAUGCCAAGUAGUAUUGGUGAAAUUGUAUAUACUGUAUAUAAAGUAGGUAACUUCUUUGUUUAUGUAAGCUUUCUUUUUUUAUAUUUUCCUUAUCUGUUGAGAGUCCCCUUGUUGGAUUUUCUUUACUGUUAAUUAAUUCAUUUUAGGGUUGGCGCCUAGUCCGCCUAGAAGUAGAAACAGAGAGGAGUGGGAGCAAUACUGACACAUUAGGGUGUUUUUGUGGGUUUCUCACCGGAAUCUCACACCGGAAUCUCAUCUGUUUCUAGGAAACCACAUGAUGUCACUCAUGUUUAAUAUCAGUUUGGAUAUGUGGGAAAAACUAAGGCGGGGGGAUGUUCAAUACGAGUCUGGGAUGUUCAAUACGAGUCUGGGAUAUGAGGGAAAAAUCAUGCCGGGGGGACUUGAACUCUGUUCUUCAUGAAACCUACUUCAAAUCGGUUUCUCUAUUCAAUUUCCAAGAAACUCCUGUCGGAGUGGGCAUUAUGGUUACCAGCUUCUAUGAUUCACAUAUUAGAAGAUUAAUAGACAUGAUAGUUAUGCGGAAAAGUUUUUUUCUCUUUUCGAACACAUUAAUUUCAGUUUAAUGAUUGCCAAUUCAUCUCAUAUCUCUGCAUAAUUCUGUUGUUCUUAUGCAAUGUUAAAUAUGCUACUCAGUGCUUAGUCGGAAAAAAAAAGAAAAUUCUAUUCAGCAAAUUUCUCUCUUGUUUCCUCCCAUAGUGAAUGUUUCUUUAUUUUUAUUUCUUAUAAAGGUGUUAUAUUUGUUUUUCUCAUCAUGGUCGAGAUGAUUUUCCCUACAUCUUGAUAAGCCAAUUUCAACAUAAAAGGAAUAGGCAAUGGUACGACCUUUUGUUUUGCUCUAUUAAAUGGAAGGAGCUAACCUAUAAUUCAGAUAUUAGAAAAUUAAUAGACACCAUAAUUAUGUCAAAAGGUUGUUUCUCCUUGUAAACACAUUCAUUUCCAUUUUAACGAUUAUCUAUUCAUCUCAUAUCUCUGGAUAAUUUGGUUAUAAAUUCUAUUAGAUGAAAUGAAGUGCUUCAGCCUUGUGACAUUCAGUUUUUAUGUCAAAAAGUGGUUCACUUGUUUUUUCGUCCUUUUCUAUGUUCUGUAGUUCCACGAAAGCAAAUUGCUUGCAUAGAAUUAUCAAGUAUCUGAUCAAAUUCUUACUAAAAAAUUUCCUGGUAAAGAUCAGUAGAUCUAUUCUCUUUGCCAAAUUUCAUGCUUUUCCAAUUCUUACUCUCUAUUUUUGAUGCAGAUAAGGUAAUGCAGACUAUGGUAGCAUCCGAGUCCAAUGUUCAGGAGCUAGAACUUGGCAAGAAAAAAAAGUCUCAAGAAGAAGCUGAUCGAAUCAGCUGUUUACAUGAUGCCAUCAUUUAUCACAUAUUCUCGUUUGUUUCCACAAUUGACGUCGUGCAGACAAGCAUUCUUGCGAGGAGAUGGAGACACCUGUGGACUUCUGUCCCUACCCUUGACUUUGAUGAUGAUGAAUUUUCAAUUGCCAAUGGAGAAGAUGAAUUUGUUCACUUUGUCAACAAAGUGCAGAGUUGCUAUAAGGCGCAACAAAUACAGAGAUAUCAUCUCUCAAUUAAACAAGCAAGAAAUUCAAAUUUUCUUGAAACUUGGGUCCGUUUUGCAGUUGAACAUAAUGUUCAAGAAUUAUAUCUUGACCUGCCUCAUGGUAGGCCCUUUGAGGUGUCUUUUUGCCAAUCAGUAAGGGUGCUGAAAUUGCAUGGAGAUCUCAAACUGCCUGCCUCUGGGUGUUUUAGCUCACUUGAGCAUUUGUCUCUCUUAGGGGUUCAGCUUACUAAUGAUAAUGGAAUCCUGGAUGUGACUUCGGAACACUAUCCUCUCCUUAGGAGCUGCAGUCUUAAAAGUUGCAUGGGGUUGAACUGUCUUAACAUCAACUGCUCACUUCUUGAACAUCUUGAUGUCGAAAACUGUUUUGACUUGGAUCAACUGCAUGUCUCUGCUGGGAAACUACGUUUCUUGAGUGUGCAGAGUUCCUUUACUUAUGGAAUUGAUACAGGUUGGGUUGAGAUUGCGGCUCCAAGUCUUCAAACUUUUGAAUGGUUGGAUUACAUUACUGAUAAUUUUUCUAUAGGAAACUUCACAUGCUUAAAAUCUGCACAUACAUCUCUUGUAUUUCACUAUCAUCCAGAGAAGAAAGAAUCGUAUAUGAAAAAUGCAAGAAAGUUUCUCCAUCAUCUUGCAUGUGCUGAAACUUUACAUGUGGAAAUGCCUUGCCUUUGGGGUCUACAUUCAAACAAGGAGCUGUUAGAAGGGUUAUCAACUAAAUUGUUUAAUUUAAAGCACUUGACAUUGUUGGUGAGUCUUGAUGACCAUGUGCUUCGGGGAGUCUCAUGCUUAAUCAGGAGCUGCUCAAAUCUGGAGAUUCUUCAUAUCCACACCAUUGAUGAGCACAUUCAAGAGGAACUCAAUAAUAGCUUCCCCGAUUUAUCCCAUUUUGACCAGAGGGAGUCUUGGAGUUAUCAGAGGAGACCGUUGGAUCAUCUGUCGGAAGCAAAGAUAUAUGGAUUUAGAGGAAAGGAGCACGAGAUCGAAUUUAUGCAAUUCUUGCUCGAACAUGCAAUUACCUUGAAGAGAAUGAUUAUUCUGUUUUCAGGCCAGGUUUUUGUGGAUCAGGUUAUGAAGACUCAGAUGGCUGAGAAACUGAUGAAGUUUACAAAAGCCUCGCCGGAUGCUGUUGUGUCAUGUCCCUAAAGUUGAAUGGCUUUUCCAUGGGCUUGAUGAUGUUUAUGAUCUUGCAGUGCUAUUCUGUUCACUUUAACAGAUUCAGUAAUAAUUUGCCAAUUGGGAUUGUGCCUUAAGUUUAGUUGAAAUAAAUCAUAUUUUGUUGGCA
This is a messenger RNA of Phoenix dactylifera (date palm), 2967 nucleotides long. The record is from RefSeq and is a predicted model, not a curated record. Lineage: Eukaryota; Viridiplantae; Streptophyta; Magnoliopsida; Arecales; Arecaceae.